CGGUUCUGGAUGGCCCCCCCGGUUGCGCGUGUAGUAGACGCUCUCACAGGCGAGCUGGUGUGCGAGGUGGUGCUGGAUGCGGCGCUGACUUUCCGACGCGUCGCCUUAGCGGCGCAGGCGGCGAGCGGGCUGCACGCCAGGAACAUACGGCUCCUCUGGAUCGGGAGGUCGCUGCGGGCCGGGGGCGACAGCAGCGUGGUGGAGGACCUCCGAGCGUGCUGCGAGUCUACGGUGAUCCGGCUCGUGCGCGUGGAGCCGCACUGGGAGCCCUUCCUGGACCGCCUGGCGCAGGGCGCGGCCGCCGUGGGGCCCGAGGAGGAGGCGCUGCUCGCCGACGUGGGUUUCCUGCGCGCCCUGGUGCUCGAGGACGGGCUCCUGCUGCGCUUGGCGCCGGAGGAACCUGGGCUGCGGGGGGACCUGGAGCUGAUCCGGCUGGCCGUGCGAGACAACGGCCGCGCGCUCGGCUACGCCCCUGCCGAGGCAAGGGGCGACAAGGCCACCGUGCUGCUGGCGGUGGGCUCCAACGGGUCCGCGCUGGAGUUUGCAGCGCCGGCGCUGCAGGCUGAUCCGGAGGUGGUGGCGGCGGCGGUGGGCAACGACGGCGAGGUCCUGCGCUUUGCCUCGGAGGCGCUGAGGCUGACGGAGGAGGUGCCACCUGGAGGGGGCUGCCAGCAAGAUGCCCUCGGCGCUGGUCCACGCCCACCCCAUCCUGCUCGAGGAGACCUCGGUUUCGUCGCCGCGGCGGUCCGCGCCAACGGGGACGCGCUGCAGUACGCCCCCCCGGGGCCCCGGGAGCACCCGGAG
Messenger RNA from Prorocentrum cordatum, 804 nucleotides. Lineage: Eukaryota; Dinophyceae; Prorocentrales; Prorocentraceae. The record is from the annotation of a GenBank genome assembly.